CACACAGCGAACAGCUCUGUGGUUUGUGUGUUUCAUGCUUCAGCCAGAACGAAUAAAUCCUGACAAAACGUUGGUUAACUGACCUAAUGAAUGUCCUUCACAUCAGGAGAGCAGUAGGAUUUUACCGGCGCCCCAAGACACCGAAGGGAAAUCUGGAGCAAAUAGCGAAAGUAAGCCCUCGGCUUUGCAAACUGGACUUGCGCUUUGCAACUGCAGAGCACAUGUGCGUGCCCGCCGCUCACGGGAAAUGCGCCCAGCGGCCCAAGGUUGCGAGCAGGAUCUCAAAGCGUCCUCAAUCCUAUAAAAGCCACGGGGGGUGAGGAGAUGUGGUUUUUUUGUUUGUUUGUUUUGUAAAAAACGGAAAUGGAAGGUAAGUGUAUUGCCCAUUUCCUUUGUCCAGAGUUGGGAAGCAGGUUCUUUGCCCGAACUUGUUUCCGGCUUCCUUUGUUUCUGUGCGGCUUGGAGGGACUCGGCAGGAGAGCUCCUUUUAUAAAGUGGGGUGGGGAGCUCUCCCCCAAAUCUUCUAGAUCUUGUCAGAGUAAUGUGGCGUUGGUAAGCUUUAGGGAGGAAUUGGCAGGCUUUGGAGACAGCGGAGCCUUCGAUAGCUCAGUUGGUAGAGCGGAGGACUGUAGUGGUACGAGUUGCGGCAAUCCUUAGGUCGCUGGUUCGAUUCCGGCUCGAAGGACUUCGUACGCUCUUUUUAGCUUCCAACUCAAGCCAAUCAAGUCGUAGGGAGAAAGUUUCACCGAGAGGCCCGCUGUGGAUUUGCAGGAGCACGGCAGAUGUUCGGUGAAACACAUGUGCAGUGAGUCUUCCGGUUUAUUUCUUGGUCACUUCUGUCUUGCCCUCCUCCCAGCGGGCAGGCCGUUAACCGUCUUCUGAGAAGACCCCGGUGGAACCCUCUGGCCGGAUCUGCCCGCCGAGCCCCCAAAAGCCACUGGCUCAGCUCUCAGGGCCAGAGUGGGCAGGAGGAUGCUUUCCCAGCCUCACCAUGGAGCUGCGCUGUGGGGGAUUGCUGUUCAGUUCUCGCUUUGAUUCAGGGAACCUAGCCCACGUGGAGAAGGUGGAAUCUGUGUCUAGUGACGGGGAAGGAGCAGCAGGUGGGGCAUCAGCCCCCACCAGUAGCAUCGCCUCUUCUCCUGACUACGAGUUCAACGUGUGGACCCGACCAGACUGUGCUGAAACGGAGUUUGAGAAUGGGAACAGGUCAUGGUUCUACUUCAGUGUCCGGGGAGGAACUCCAGGGAAACUCAUCAAGAUCAACAUUAUGAACAUGAAUAAGCAAAGCAAGCUAUACUCCCAGGGCAUGGCCCCCUUUGUGCGCACACUCCCCACCCGGCCACGCUGGGAACGCAUUCGAGAUCGGCCCACCUUUGAGAUGACAGAGACGCAGUUUGUGUUAUCCUUUGUCCACCGUUUCGUGGAGGGCCGUGGGGCCACCACCUUCUUCGCCUUCUGCUACCCCUUCUCCUACAGUGACUGCCAGGACUUGCUAAACCAGCUAGACCAGCGCUUUCUGGAGAACCACCCUACCCAUAGCAGCCCCCUGGACACCAUUUAUUACCACCGUGAGAUCCUUUGCUAUUCUUUGGAUGGACUUCGUGUAGAUCUAUUAACGAUCACUUCCUGCCAUGGGCUUCGAGAAGAUCGAGAGCCCCGUCUAGAGCAGCUAUUUCCUGAUACCGGCACCCCCCGACCCUUCCGUUUCGCAGGCAAGAGGAUAUUCUUCUUAAGCAGUAGGGUACACCCCGGGGAGACUCCAUCUAGCUUUGUCUUCAAUGGCUUUCUGGACUUCAUCCUUCGACCUGAUGACCCCCGGGCCCAAACCCUGCGUCGCCUCUUUGUCUUUAAGCUGAUUCCCAUGUUGAACCCCGACGGUGUGGUCCGGGGCCACUACCGCACAGACUCGCGUGGAGUGAACCUGAACCGUCAGUACCUGAAGCCCGAUGCAGUCCUGCACCCAGCCAUCUACGGGGCCAAAGCUGUGCUUCUCUACCACCACGUGCACUCCAGACUGAACUCCCAGGGUCCCUCUGAGCACCGGCACAGUCCCCAUCUCCCUCCUGAUGCUCCCCUUUCUGACCUCGAGAAAACCAACAAUAUCCAAAAUGAAGCUCACCUUGGGCACGCGUCUGACGGGGAUGACCCUGAAGGCUGGACACAGACCGAGUCGGCAGAACAGAAGCCCAGCGGUGUGUGGAUUAUGCCACAACGGUCCGCUGAGGUUGAGCAGCCGGCCCCCGACACCAUCCCCCCUAAAGAGAGUGGCGUCGCUUACUAUGUGGACCUGCACGGACAUGCUUCCAAAAGGGGCUGCUUCAUGUAUGGAAACAGCUUUAGUGAUGAGAGCACCCAGGUGGAAAACAUGCUGUAUCCAAAGCUCAUCUCCUUGAACUCAGCACACUUCGACUUCCAGGGUUGCAAUUUCUCAGAGAAGAACAUGUAUGCCCGAGACCGCAGAGAUGGCCAGUCUAAGGAGGGAAGCGGCCGGGUUGCAAUCUACAAAGCCUCAGGGAUAAUCCACAGCUACACACUUGAAUGCAACUACAACACCGGACGCUCAGUUAACAGCAUCCCUGCCGCCUGCCAUGACAACGGGCGGGCCAGCCCCCCUCCCCCGCCGGCUUUCCCCUCCAGAUACACUGUGGAACUGUUUGAACAGGUGGGACGAGCUAUGGCCGUUGCAGCUCUGGACAUGGCAGAAUGCAAUCCAUGGCCCCGAAUUGUACUAUCAGAGCACAGCAGCCUCACGAACCUCCGUGCCUGGAUGCUAAAACACGUGCGCAGCAGCCGCGGCCUGAGCAGCACUGUGAACGUGGGUGUCAACAAGAAGAGAGGCUCUCGAACUCCACCCAAAAGUAACAACGGCUUGCCUGUUUCCUGCUCUGAAAAUCCCUUGAGCCGUGCACGCAGUUUUAGCACUGGCACAAGUGCCGGUGGCAGCAGCAGCAGCCAGCAAAACUCUCCACAGAUGAAGAACUCCCCCAGCUUUCCUUUUCAUGGCAGUCGGCCCACAGGGCUGCCAGGCCUGGGCUCUAGCACUCAAAAGGUCAGCCACCGGGUGCUGGGCCCUGUCAGAGAGCCCCGAAGCCAGGACAGGAGACGACGGCAGCAGCCACUGACCCAUCGCCCUACUUCAAGCGGCCUGGCCCCAUCCCCAAAUCCUGCUAGUUCUAGCCCAGCAGCCUCACACAACAUGGGCUCCUGCCUACUCCCCAGCUCACUCAGCAUAUCAGGGAGCAGCUGCUCAUUCCUGUCCUCAGGCGACAAGCCAGAGGCUGUCAUGGUGAUUGGGAAAGGGCUGCUAGGGACUGGACCUCGGAUCCCCUGUAUCAGGACACAACUGCAGGCUAGGCCCAGGUUGGGCCGGGGCUCACCGCCGACUCGCAGAGGGAUGAGAGGCUCUUCGGGCCCCACAUCCCCUACACCCCGGACCAGGGAGAGCAGUGAGCCGGAGCCAGGACCCAGCUCUGCACCAGGGCUGCCUCACGCCGGGCCCCCACGGCCCCGCUCUGCCCCUGCCUUUUCUCCUAUUUCCUGUAGUCUAUCUGACUCCCAGUCCCGGAUAUGUUACAGCGGGGGGCCUUUGGGCCAGCCUGAGGUUUGUUUUGUCCCUAAAUCACCCCCACUCACUGUUUCUCCCCGGGUCUGAUGCCUCCACCUCCAUGCCCAGGAUAUAGCCCCAAGAUGGGGUACACAGUGAGAAAUGUGCUAGCCUCCUCCCUCAGCUGUUGAUUCCAUGUGACAACCAUAAUUCCUAUAUGAACGGACAGUGAAUACCAGCCACACUGUUCUGAGACAUCCCAGAGCAUCACCUUGAGACAGCACAAAGCAGAAACCUGCUACCCCAUCCCUCCCUCCACAGCACAAGAUUUUGGGACCACAAAAAAUAUAUAUCUAUAUUUUUAUAUUGGGGGGAGGGAGUAGAAAAAGCCCCUAUACUGGGCCCUACUCAGUGGCAGCUUCUUGUUCCAUAGGGUUAAGGAAGACUUUGAGGAAAUAAAAGUUGUUUGGAAAAAUC
Neofelis nebulosa (Clouded leopard) is the source of this 4021-nucleotide messenger RNA. It is a transcript of the gene AGBL5, whose product is annotated as AGBL carboxypeptidase 5. Bases 992 to 3652 code for a protein of 886 amino acids. The record is from RefSeq and is a predicted model, not a curated record. The transcript is spliced from 16 exons. Gene Ontology annotation, biological process: protein deglutamylation; proteolysis. Gene Ontology annotation, molecular function: metallocarboxypeptidase activity; zinc ion binding. Lineage: Eukaryota; Metazoa; Chordata; Mammalia; Carnivora; Felidae.